This is a messenger RNA of Nelumbo nucifera (sacred lotus), 2356 nucleotides long. The record is from RefSeq and is a predicted model, not a curated record. Lineage: Eukaryota; Viridiplantae; Streptophyta; Magnoliopsida; Proteales; Nelumbonaceae.
UCUCUCGGGAUCGUGUGUCGCGACUCCCACCAGUGAGUCAGUGACCGGGAUGGCGCGCUGUGCACCACAAAACGCGGGACCCAAUAUCCCUUCCACCCAAUAAAAUCUCUUUCUCCAAUAUCCAGAAACAAAACAAACCGUUGAAACUUAAAAAUCCAGAUCAAAAUAACGAGAUUUUCUUGAAAAUUUUCCUAUUUCGUCUUUAGUUUUCACCGCCUUCCCAAGUUCCUAUUCCCAACAAGCCUCUGCAACAACGCUGCUCUACUCUCAACUACAAAUCUCCCCAUCUCAAGAAUUCAUAUCAAUACAUGCAUGUCUUUCAGUGCUUCAGAAACCAGAUUAAUGGCAUUCAAGUCAUGUAAGGAUUUUUAAUCCUUUUACAUAUUGGUGUUCAGUUCCAUCGAAGGAAUUCAAAGAUGAAGCCUAGGUUUUAGCUAACCCAAGUAAAGAAAUUCCAGAUAAGUGUUCCAGGAGACCUCCCAGGAAAACAAAAACUAUUUCAUUCAGGUUUGAAGUAACUUUUGUAUAACCUGACAGUUGAAUGACAUGGAUCAAGCCCAGAAAGCUUCAUAGAGUGUGAUGGUAAUUCAUACACUAAGAAGCUCUUCAAUGGCUACAGCUGCAGUUAUUGGGCUUAAUGCAGGGAAGAGACUUUUGAGUUCGACUUUCUAUUAUUCUGAUGUCACAGACAGACUUGCCUCUGUCUAUGAUCAUGGAUUAGCACAAUAUCAGACAGCUCCGUCCAAGAGUGUGGUUAUUGCAAAGAAGUCAUCCAAUUUUGACCAUGAUUUUGCAUCAAACAGACACAACCAGUCUAUUAAGGCUCUUAAAGAACAUUUAAAUACUUUCUCCACUUCAACAGAAGAUAUGUGGCUUCAGACAUCUGAUCAUUUAGAGGAAGGGAACUCUGAUCUUGAUUAUUCUUUAGAGGCUCUCCUCUUGUUGCAAAAGUCUUUACUGGAGAAGCAGUGGAACCUUUCUUUCGAGAAAUCUAUGAGAAAAGGUGCACCAAAAGAAGAAACACGGAAGAAGAUACAGGUCACUCGCUCAGGUGUUUCUGCUCGACAACGGAGAACAAAUACAAGGAAGAAAUAUCUGAACACAGAUUCUUCUAUGAUGCAAACAACCAGAAGGAGGCAUCUUGGCUCCAUGGUCAGUGAAGAGCUUCUGCAGAGUCGCUUAAAGGGCUAUGUGAAGGGUGUCAUAAGUGAAGAAUUGCUGACCCACAGUGAAGUUGUACAAUUAUCAAAGAAAAUCAAAGUGGGUAUUUCUUUAGAGGAACACAAAAUGAGAUUAAAGGAACGAUUAGGAUGUGAGCCUUCUGAUGAGCAACUUGCUACAUCCUUGAGGAUAUCACGUGCUGAAUUACAAAUGAAAAUGAUCGAAUGUUCUUUGGCAAGGGAGAAGAUAGCAAUGAGUAAUGUUCGUUUAGUCAUGUCUAUUGCUCAUAAGUAUGAUAACAUGGGGGCUGAAAUGGCUGACCUUGUACAAGGUGGUUUGAUUGGGUUACUCCGUGGGAUUGAGAAAUUUGAUUCUUCCAAGGGCUGCAAAAUCUCAACUUAUGUUUAUUGGUGGAUACGUCAGGGUGUCUCAAGAGCAUUGGUUGAGAAUUCCAGAACCCUAAGAUUGCCCUCACAUAUGCAUGAAAGGUUAAGCUUAAUUCGGAAUGCAAAAAUCAGGUUGGAAGAAAAAGGGAUAACUCCUUCAAUAGAUAGAAUUGCAGAAUGCUUGAAUAUAUCCCAGAAGAAAGUUAGGAAUGCCACAGAGGCAGUCAAUAAGGUCAUUUCACUUGACAGAGAGGCCUUUCCUUCUCUAAAUGGCCUUCCAGGGGAAACUCUUCAUAGUUAUAUUGCUGAUAAUCGUAUUGAGAACAACCCAUGGCAUGGAGUGGAUGAAUGGUCACUUAAGGAUGAAGUUAACAAUCUCCUCAAUACAACACUUAGGGAACGGGAGAGAGAUAUAAUACGUCUUUAUUAUGGUUUGGAUGAAGAAUGCCUCACAUGGGAGGACAUAAGUAGACGGAUUGGGUUAUCAAGAGAACGAGUUCGGCAGGUUGGGCUUGUUGCCUUGGAGAAACUGAAACAUGCGGCAAGAAAAAAAAGGUUGGAUGCCAUGUUGGUGAAACAUUGAGUUGGUAAAUAUCACUAUAGACAUUACUAAAUGACUUUCUACGUGUAUAUAAAAAUUUUAUCUUCAAAAUAUUUUUAUCAUCCACAGUACAUAAAAAUAGAGGAAAACGUGAGGGUAGACAGAGAUUAAGACUUGAAAAUUCCUGAAAUAUGAGAUGAAAUACACUGAUUAAGAACUUUGUAACAUGGAAUAAAAAAAUUCUAUAUAUGUACCAUAGAAGGAAAAG